Serinus canaria (Common canary) is the source of this 1860-nucleotide messenger RNA. Its product is annotated as V-type proton ATPase subunit S1-like protein. The transcript is spliced from 8 exons. Bases 1 to 1320 code for a protein of 439 amino acids. The record is from RefSeq and is a predicted model, not a curated record. Lineage: Eukaryota; Metazoa; Chordata; Aves; Passeriformes; Fringillidae. Gene Ontology annotation, cellular component: proton-transporting V-type ATPase complex.
AUGGCGGGGCUCUCAGGUUCCCUCAGGCCUCACAGAAAAUUGGGGAAGAAAAUUUUGGAACCAGAGCUGGGCAUAAAAAACGGGCAUUACUUUAUUGCUACAUCGCUUGCGUGUUGGGGGGAGGGGAUUGUCUCUCUUCCUAUCACCGACAUCGAGCUGUUAAUGCCCUCCACACACGUGCCCCAGCUGUUUUCACCCUCCCCUGGCCGCAGGGCUGAGGUGAUGCCCAGGGCUGAGGUGAGGUCCGGCCUGGAUGUGCCUGCUGACCUUUGCCAGCAAACCCGACUGACCAGCGCACUCAGGGGAGCUCCUGGUUACUACUGGUGUGCAGAACUGCCAAUUAAAGAUCUCCUGAUUGUUAUUUCUGACAGUUCACAUGGAUUUUCAGAUCAAGAUUCUCUCCAGAGAACUGGUCAGCACUACAGUGGUCGUGUGGAGCCAAAGUCUGAUGUCAGUCAAGAGGCAGUUGCACAGGUUGUCAGCUACAACUUGAGCAGGGGAGGACAGUGGCAAGGAGCAGCCUGGAGCCACCCUGGGCCCCCCCACAGCCACGACAGCCCCCUGAACGUCACCAUCAACGGCACCCCCUGCAUCCUGUUCUGGGCCAGGAGGAUCCUGAUCAGGUUUGGGAACCACAGCCAGCUGGAUCUGACAGACAGGACCUUUGGAGUCCACGCCACCGUGGAUGUUGGGGACUCAAACUGCAGCGAGGACAGCGCCAUGCUUUCCCUGAACUUUGGUGACAUUGGCAAUCUAAAGGGACUUGUUAUCAGGCUCUUGCUCACCACCAGCUACUACCAGCUGUCCGUGCAGAGCUGGUUCAGCCUGCCCAGGCUGCAGCUGCUGUACAACCACUCGGUGCAGGCGACGUUCAACGCCUCGGGGAUCCGCGCGCCCGCCACCCACUCCUUCCGCUGCCAGCGCGUCAGCAGCCUGCAGAGACACGAGGCUCUGCUGGUGCCCAGCUCUGAGAACGACCUCUCCCACCUCUGGGAGGUCACCUUCAUCGACUUCCAGAUUCAAGGUUUUAACAUCCAGGAAGGACACUUUGCCUAUGCCAGGGACUGUGCAGCCUUCUUCUCCCCAGCAAUCCUGAUGGGAAUGGUGAUGUCCCUGGUUCUGCUGCUGGUCCUGGCCUAUGCUCUGCACAUGCUCAUCCACCUGAAAUCCCUGGACAGGCACUACGAGUGCAAAGCUCCUCCUGCCUAUUUUGCACAGAUGAAGGACAGUGACAUGGGAGAUGAGAAGGAGCCCCUGAGAAGCAGUGGAAAUGAGUCCUAUGAACUCAGGAACCAGCAGUUUGGUAAAAUCUAUAUUUAGCAGCGUGUCCGUGUCUCAGUGAAACAAGAGGUGUUUUCUUCUGCUGGCACUGUUUAUGUACUCUCUGCAGAUUUUUUCACCAGCUGAUGAAAGGAAAAGUAGGUAACAGUUUGUUUAGCCAGCUAUUCACUGUUAAUCAUCUCGAAGAUUCCUUGGGAAUGAAGGUGAGAAAAAAAAAUCCCAUUGUGAGUUAGAGAUAUUCGUGUUGUGGGACUUUAUUCCUGAAGCAAAAAGCCAAAAUAGAGGCAUAGCUCUCCAUCCAGCUUACCAAGUCUUGAAGAGAGAAUCUGUAAUGGACACUUUGAAAUUAAAUAAAGGUUAAAAAAAACACCAAACCAAGCUCUUUGCAUAUUCUUUCAGAAGGCAAGAUUUGCCCCCAUCUUAUAUUUGCUCUGUGUCCUGACAAACCAGCAUCAGUUUCUUCCUCAGGAUGUGUUCUCCUUCUACUUCCCAAGUCACAUCCCCUCCUUUUUGUCCCCAUGAAUUCCUUUUCCUACUCUGGAAUCUUCAGGGCCCCUUAAGGUGUGUUUUUAUCCCCUG